AUGUCCUGCAGAGUUGGGAUCCUACCCUUGUCAACCCUUGCACAUGGUUUCAUGUCACAUGUAACAAUGAUAAUAGUGUCAUACGAGUGUGAGCUUCUUGCCCUUUUGAUGUACCUCGAGAACAAGAUUAAGAUUGAUCUUGGAAAUGCUGCUUUAUCUGGUCAGCUCGUUCCACAGCUUGGCUUGCUUAAGAAUUUGCAAUACUUGGAGCUCUACAGUAAUAAUAUAAGCGGACCAAUUCCUAGCAAUCUUGGAAAUUUGACUAGCCUGGUGAGCUUGGAUCUUUACUUGAAUAGUUUUUCUGGUCCCAUCCCAGACACUUUGGGCAAGCUGUCAAAAUUGCGAUUCCUGGAUCUUUCAAACAACCGCCUCUCUGGAGUGGUUCCAGAUAAUGGAGGGAAUGGUGCUACUGGAGCAAUUGCUGGAGGAGUUGCAGCUGGUGCAGCCUUACUAUUUGCUGCCCCUGCUUUAGCAUUUGCUUUGUGGCGUCGGAGGAAACCUCAAGAAUUCUUCUUUGAUGUGCCUGCUGAAGAGGAUCCUGAAGUUCAUCUAGGACAGCUUAAAAGGUUUUCACUGCGAGAAUUACAAGUUGCAACGGAUAGCUUUAGCAACAAAAAUAUUCUGGGUAGAGGAGGAUUUGGUAAAGUUUACAAAGGACGUCUAGCAGAUGGCUCAUUGGUGGCCGUGAAAAGACUUAAAGAAGAGCGUACACCUGGAGGAGAGCUGCAGUUUCAAACGGAAGUAGAGAUGAUAAGCAUGGCUGUGCAUCGGAAUCUUCUUCGGUUACGUGGCUUUUGCAUGACUCCAACCGAAAGACUGCUUGUUUAUCCCUACAUGGCUAAUGGAAGUGUUGCAUCGUGUUUGAGGGAACGGCCACCGUCACAGCCUCCUCUAGAUUGGCCAACACGGAAGCGAAUUGCAUUGGGACUGCAAGGGAGAGCUUUUGACCUUGCCCGGCUGGCAAAUGAUGAUGAUGUCAUGUUGCUUGAUUGGGUAAAAGGACUUCUCAAAGAGAAAAAGUUAGAAAUGCUAGUAGAUCCUGAUCUCCAAAACAAUUAUGUGGAAGCUGAGGUGGAGCAACUAAUCCAGGUUGCGCUGCUCUGUACACAAGGCUCCCCAAUGGAGCGGCCUAAGAUGUCGGAAGUGGUGAGAAUGCUUGAAGGUGAUGGUUUAGCAGAGAGAUGGGACGAGUGGCAAAAGGUAGAAGUUCUUCGUCAGGAGGUGGAAUUAGCCCCUCAUCCUAGUUCUGACUGGAUUGUUGACUCAACAGAAAACCUACAUGCAGUCGAAUUAUCUGGUCCAAGGUGA
Dovyalis caffra is the source of this 1308-nucleotide messenger RNA. Lineage: Eukaryota; Viridiplantae; Streptophyta; Magnoliopsida; Malpighiales; Salicaceae. The record is from the annotation of a GenBank genome assembly.